Trematomus bernacchii (emerald rockcod) is the source of this 2642-nucleotide messenger RNA. Its product is annotated as zinc finger protein 2 homolog. Gene Ontology annotation, cellular component: nucleus. The transcript has 3 exons. The coding region runs from base 102 to 2285 and encodes 727 amino acids. The record is from RefSeq and is a predicted model, not a curated record. Lineage: Eukaryota; Metazoa; Chordata; Actinopteri; Perciformes; Nototheniidae.
UUAACAGAGACUGAAGCACACACGGAGAAACAGUGUGUUUAACAGAGACUGAAGCACACAGAGAAACAGUGUGUCUAACAGGAAGUGGUGAUUUAGUAAACAUGAGUGUUGUGCUGCUCUCGUUGGUGAAGCAGCGACUCACUGCGGCUGCUGAAGACAUCUUUGUUCUGUUUGAAAGAACGAUAGCAGAGUACGAGGAGGAACUGUCUCGUUCAAAACAGGAGAACGAGAGACACCGGAAACUACUGGACGCUGUUUUACAGCCUCAGCUUCAGAUCCUCAGAGCAGACGUCCAGCAGCUGGUGGUGGUUAAAGAAGAGGUUCCCCCUGAGCAGCAGGAGUGGAGGUCCAGUCUGGACCAGGAGGACCCAGAGCCCCCCCCACACAUUAAAGAGGAACAGGAGGAACACUGGAGCAGUCAGGAGGGAGAGCAGCUUCAAGGGCUGGAGGAGGCUGAUAUCACCAAGUCCACAUUCACUCCUGUCCCUGUGAAGAGUGAAGAUGAUGAAGAGGAACCUCAGUCCUCUCAGCUUCAUCAAAGACAAACUGAACACCUGGAAACAGAAGCUGAUGGAGAGGACUGUGGAGGACCAGAACCAGCCAGGAACUCAGAUCCAGAGAGACAUUUACAACCUGAGACUGAGGACAACCCUGGAGACUCUUCUGAAGACAGUGCUGAUUGGAAGGAGACCAGAGAACCAGGAUCAAACUCUCAAGUAAAUAAAGAAGACCCUGUCAGUGAUUCAAGACGUAGUGCAGGAGAGAAACGAUUCAGCUGCUCAGUCUGUGAGAAAACAUUUGCACGGAAAGGAUCUUUACAUCGACACAUGAGAAACCACACAGGAGAGAAACCAUUCAGCUGCUCAGUCUGUGAGAAAUCUUUUGCAGUGAAAGGAUCUUUACAUCGACACAUGAGAAUACACACAGGAAAGAAACCAUUCAGCUGCUCAGUCUGUGAGAAAUCUUUUGCACAGAAAGGAUCUUUACAUCGACACAUGAGAAUACACACAGACGUCCAGCAGCUGGUGGUGGUUAAAGAAGAGGUUCCCCCUGAGCAGCAGGAGUGGAGCUCCAGUCUGGACCAGGAGGACGCAGAGCCCCCCCCACACAUUAAAGAGGAACAGGAGGAACUCUGGAUCAGUCAGGAGGGAGAACAGCUUCAAGGGCUGGAGGAGGCUGAUAUCACCAAGUCCACAUUCACUCCUGUCCCUGUGAAGAGUGAAGAUGAUGAAGAGAAACCUCAGUCCUCUCAGCUUCAUCAAAGACAAACUGAACACCUGGAAACAGAAGCUGAUGGAGAGGACUGUGGAGGACCAGAACCAGCCAGGAACUCAGAUCCAGAGAGACAUUUACAACCAGAGACUGAGGACAACCCUGGAGACUCUUCUGAAGACACUGAAGACAGUGCUGAUUGGAUGGAGACCAGAGAACCACGUUCAAACUCUCAGAGAAAUAAACAAGACCCUGUCAGUGAUUCAAGACGUAGUGCUAGAGAUAAAUGCUUUAGAUGCUCACAGUGCGGGAAAGAAAAUUGCAGCAAGAUACAUCUGAAUAGACCCAUGAGCACCCACACAGGAGGGAAACUAUUCAGCUGCUCAGUUUGUAACAAUUCUUUUACACAGAAAUCAAGUUUAAAGACACACAUGAGAAUCCACACAGGAGGGAAACCAUUCAGCUGCUCAGUCUGUGACAAUUCUUUUACACAGAAAUCAAAUUUAAAGACACACAUGAGAAUCCACACAGGAGAGAAACCAUUCAGCUGCUCAGUCUGUGACAAUUCUUUUACACUGAAAGGAAAUUUAAAUAGACACAUGAAAAUCCACACAGGAGAGAAACCAUUCAGCUGCUCAGUUUGUGACAAUUCUUUUACACUGAAAGGAAAUUUAAAGACACACAUGAAAAUCCACAAAGGAGACAAACCAUUCAGCUGCUCAGUCUGUAACAAUUCUUUUACACAGAAAGGAGAUUUAAAUAGACACAUGAGAAUCCACAAAGGAGACAAACCAUUCCAUUGUAGUGUUUGUGAUAAAAGAUUUAUCUGGGGUAAUCUGGUCAAAAGCCAUAUGUGUGUUGGUCGUCAGUCCUCACAGCUUCAUCAAACUGAGGAGAACAGAGAGGCAGAGUCUCCAGCCAGCAGCUCAGCUGAACACAUGGAAACAGAAGCUGAUGGAGAGGACUGUGGAGGACCAGAACCAGCCAGGAACUCAGAUCCAGAGAGACAUUUACAACCAGAGACUGAGGACAACAAGGAUGACAUUUUCUGUUCAUUUUCAGGUUGGUAUUAGUAUGUUGUCUUCACUGGGACAUGUCUCCAUGCUUUAAUGUUGAAAAAGCUCUUUAUUUUUGUCAUACUGCCUCUUUUCACCCUCUGUCUGAAACCAGAGCCCAGUCUGCUCUGAAUGGUUAGCUGGCCGGCUCUGUUGUGAUUGGUCGACCACUUAAAGAUGUCCCGCCCCUUAGCCUAUCAUAUACAACGUGUUGUUGUGCCCCCAGGUCAAAUCAAUCAGGAUACUUUCCAGAGGGGAAAUGUACGUCGUUACAACAGAAAAGAGCCAAAAGCAGCUUAAUGUUACGUAGAAGCAUGCAUACAAAAGUAUUAACGUUUUUCUUUUUAAAGUUCUGAGGAUUUAGCAGCCAGGUAU